Messenger RNA from Peromyscus maniculatus bairdii (prairie deer mouse), 495 nucleotides. The record is from RefSeq and is a predicted model, not a curated record. NCBI's taxonomy places the organism in Eukaryota, Metazoa, Chordata, Mammalia, Rodentia, Cricetidae.
AUGUUGAUGAACACAGACAAGCUGUGGCACCAAGUCAUGAUCCACCAGUUCGCGCUGGCCGCGGGCUGCGAGGCGGACCAGGUGCAGCAGCUGCUGCAGGCGGCACACAGGCAGUUCGAGACCGCCCUGGGCACGUUCUUCCAAGAAAGCAACAUUCCCAACAGCCACCACCACCCGCAGAUGAUGUGUACUCCCAGCAACACCCCUGCCACACCACCUAACUUCCCUGAUGCGCUAGCCAUGUUCUCCAAGCUUCAAGCCUCUGAGGGCCGGCAGAACAGCAACAGCCCCAUGACAGCUGUGGCUUGCUCCCCUCCUGCAAACUUCAGCCCCUUUUGGGCCGCUUCCCCACCCAGCCACCAGGCGCCCUGGAUCCCGCCCUCUUCCCCCAACUCCUUCCAUCAUCUCCACUGCCCAGAGCCCACGUGGCCCCCUGGAGCGUCCCAGGGGGGCGCCCAGCAGAAAGCCGUGACAGCAAUGGAUGGCCAGAGAUGA